AAAAAAAAAAAAGGUUUAUAUCGCGGUUUUGCUACAUGUGCCAAUUUCAAUAGAACGGCAUACUCGGGCAAAAAUAUUUAAGUUUUUUUUUUUUUUUUUUUAAUUGCCGUGUUCUCAUUAAGCAAAAUCCAAUUUCGCAAUUCCAAUACGCAGCUAGCUAACGCAGCUCUUGUGGUUCAAUGGGUGAGAAACCUUUUGAGUGAUGAUACUAUGCGUUUUCCUCAUAAUGAAACUUUUCUGCCCUGAUAUGGACAAACUGCACCACAAUACGUUUUUAUCUCUAAGGUUUAACACUUUUGAGUGCAGCAGGGUUUGCAUACAGGCAAAGCAGAACGUCGCGGAACAGAUAGAACCCGUGCGGAACGCCUGUACUCCCUUCCCGGGACAAUGAGGCCGUGGCUGCUGCUGGUCUCUCUGCUCCUCUCUGACUUGAGUCUCCUUGGAGACGGGGACUGGAUUACGGAUUACUUUUACUGGCCUUUGUGCAGAAAACUGCUCCUCGGCAGACCCAGGGCACCUUCUGAAAAACUUCACACUGCGCACAGCUGUCCGUGCCUCCACAAGUACUGUGUGUAUAUGGCUGAGCAGCAGAUGCAAAGGAGCCUAUCUUUUUACUGGACACACAGACUCCAUUAUUCUAACCGGGAACCGGCAGGAAUAAUUCAGGGGAUUCGUUUUCCAGCACUGGCUGUGGCUUCUGUAAAUGGAGCAGGGAAACAUUUUCCAGCAUUUCUGGAAAAAUCCAACCUUCUACCUGCCCUUCAUGUUAUAAGCGAACCUGUUAAGAUUCCCAUAGAUGUAAUUAUAAACAGCCUCGAUUUCCUGUCGCCCUGGUUGCGUCGGCCGUCCAGCCGCAACUUUCCAUAUUUCUUACUGGAGAAAUCCGAGCUGCGCCGACAACUUAUUCCCGAUGCUGAGUUGCGGAAAAUAGGAUGCUGCGCAGCAACUGCACUGAUUGUCGUCUGCAGCUCCGAUGACAGAGAAUUGAAAUCGGCAAUCAGGAUUAAGAAAACAUGGGAAAAAGUUGUUGCGGAGCCAAGAAACAGACAAAAAGACAGAAUGUGGAAAGAAAUGAACUUAAAGGAGCCUCUACAGUCAAAGAUCCAGACACACAAAGAUAAUCUUUUAACUUUCAAAGAGGAUUCUGCUUUGCAAAAAAGUCUUUGGGAACAACUUUCUUCAAAAGCCGCAUCUAGUAGGGAUGCAGAUAGAGUUUACUUUCAGGGGCCACCCCUGCUGGCAUCCAAAAAGAACAAAGGAUCCAUAUAUAGGUCACAGUACGCAAUAAGGCCGGCCACGGAUAAUGAUAUUGAAUAUUUCAGGAAAGAGUUAAACACAAAAGAAGCCGAGCCGCACUCCCUGCAGGGAGGGAAGGAAGCAGAAAAUCCAAGCGCAAACAGAGAAAAAAAUGGAAACCAACAGAUUUUAGCAAGCAGGUUACAAAACCAGCGGACACAUCAAGCAAAUUAUGCAGAAACCAUGCCAUCUAAAACCGACAAAUCCAAAUGUAAAUGCCUUGUAGGGAUACGUAGCUUGUUUAAAUUGUACCUAAUAGACACAAUGGUGAUGACUGAUAUCAGAUUAGCUAAAAAAGUAUCAGAAGUUACUGCCACUGAGGAGAAUGUUGCUGUUAGAACCACAGAAGAGGCAAAAACAACAGCAGAGGAAUCAGUGACACCAACGCUGCCUUCAGUCAAAGAGAUCCAGACCGAAACUACAACAGCAAGGCCUCCGACUGAAGCAACCACGACAAAAAUGGAAAUCCAAGACACGACUGAAGUCUUCAGUCAAAGCAGCACAACUGACAUCCAGCCCCGUGGAGACCAGAGAUGGACGACGCUACCCGACCCAGAACCUGAAACGGACUCUGAGCCAAGAUUCAAGAAACAUACAACGCCCAACGCACGAGCUACGUCUAAUGUCCAGUUCUCCGGUCUCCGAAUGAGAGACGAUGGACAGGUAGUUGCAACAAAACACGGAGAGGACGCAGAGGACGAUGAGAAAGGUUCUGAGAACUGGGCUGGAGAGGACAGAAAACCCGGUCUGGUCCAUCAUGGAGGAGAAUCACAGACCUUUUCAAAAAGUUCAGAAGACAUCCGAAAGGAGGAUGCAGAAAAAGAUACGAAGGCACCUGACGGCCCCGCCCCGCUCUGCAGAGGUCUGAUCGACCGCACCGACGCCGGGUGGGCACACUGCCUGGAGAGGCGGGGCGGACCCCGGCCCAAUCCGCUCUCUGCCUGGGAAACCUCAGAUGUUAAAAAGCUGCAGAAAGACCCAUCAGGGGAAAUUAGCCAAAACCCUCUCAUCAGCGACGAAGAGGAUCACUUCUAUUAUUUUGACGGAGUGCUGAAAAGGGUUCAGAAUAAUGUGCGGGUCUACCACAGAAGGCAAAGACGAAGAAGACGGAGCUUUAGAAGCAGAGAGGAACAAGAACGACAUAGGGAGAUUCUCCAAAACUACAUCCAGAGGCUUAUUAAGAGGAACCAAGUCGAUCACUUAACAUGAUUAUUGCACAAACCUUAAGAGUGCAGGUUAAGAAAGGGAACACUCAGCAACUGUUUUCCUUCUGAAUGCGUUUCCUACAACAGCACCCCCUACAGGCAAGUUAAUGAAAUGCAAAAGUCAAGUCUGUUGAAAUGGCAUUUCCUCUUCAUUAAACUGAGCAAACAAGGAGAGACAAAACAAAACUGAGGCGGCAGACAUAUUUAAACAUUUUUAUCUCCAAUAUGUGUCUAGAACAGAAGGAGCAUGGUGAUCGUGACAUUAAAUAAGAGAUAGCAGCUUGUCCGCAUAAAAGAAAAACUUUUUAUGUGCGUUUUCACUUAAAUGUCAUUAUUUAAGAUUAGCACAUGACAGGUCUUGUGUAAACUACAUUAUUAAACUAUCCACAAGCUUUGAACUUUUCUCACAUUCCAUCCCAUUUCAAUUUAAAGUUUCAGAUUAUUAUUUCGUUGGGAUUUUAUGUGGAUUUUCAGUUUUUUUCCAAGGAAACAGG
Poecilia reticulata (guppy) is the source of this 2995-nucleotide messenger RNA. NCBI's taxonomy places the organism in Eukaryota, Metazoa, Chordata, Actinopteri, Cyprinodontiformes, Poeciliidae. The record is from RefSeq and is a predicted model, not a curated record.